Erigeron canadensis is the source of this 1527-nucleotide messenger RNA. Its product is annotated as protein DNA-DAMAGE INDUCIBLE 1. Gene Ontology annotation, molecular function: protein binding; aspartic-type endopeptidase activity. The coding region runs from base 122 to 1357 and encodes 411 amino acids. The record is from RefSeq and is a predicted model, not a curated record. Lineage: Eukaryota; Viridiplantae; Streptophyta; Magnoliopsida; Asterales; Asteraceae. The transcript has 15 exons. Gene Ontology annotation, biological process: proteolysis.
CUAAUAUAAACCCACAUACCCGAUCCCAAUAAUUAUAAUUAGCGGGUCAAAUAACACCACCUACAAAAAGUCAAAACCACACACAAAAUCUUUAUUCAGAACACUUGGAAAUCAAAUCGGUAUGAAGAUCACUGUAAUGACCCCAGAUGAACAAAUCCUCUCUUUAGAAGUUGAUCCUCAUGAAUCUGUUGAAAAUCUUAAAGCUUUACUUGAAAUUGAGUCUCAAGUGCCACUUCUGCAACAACAAUUGCUCUACAAUGGAAAAGAGAUGAGGAAUGCUGAGACAUUGAGUGGUUUGGGUGUUAGUGAUGGAGACUUGGUUAUGAUGGUUUCGAAUGCGGCUUCUUCUACUUCGAGGGCUUCUAGCAAUGAAGUCAGAUUAAAUCCAGAUGGGUCCGCUGUAGACCCAGCUGCCUUCCAGCAGCAAGUGCGCAAUAAUUCAGAUUUAAUGGCCCAAUUAUUUCAGAGUGAUCCUGAGUUAGCACAAAGUGUUCUCGGGAAUGACCUGAAUAAGUUGCAAGACCUCUUAAGGGUGCGCCACCAUCAAAGAUCUGAAUUUAAUAGACAAAAGGAGGAAGAGAUGGCGCUACUUUAUGCAGACCCUUUUGACGUGGAAGCUCAAAAGAAAAUUGAAGCUGCAAUCCGGCAGAAAGGUAUUGAUGAGAAUUGGGCUGCUGCACUAGAACACAACCCUGAAGCUUUUGCAAAAGUGGUCAUGUUGUAUGUUGACAUGGAAGUUAAUGGUGUUCCAUUGAAGGCCUUCGUUGAUAGUGGAGCUCAGUCAACUAUUAUAUCAAAAACGUGUGCGGAACGUUUGGGAUUGCUUAGGCUCUUAGACCAACGUUACAAGGGAAUUGCUCAAGGGGUUGGCCAGACAGAGAUUCUUGGUCGGAUACAUGUUGCUCCAAUUAAAAUCGGGAAUAUUUUCUAUCCUUGUUCCUUUUUGGUCUUGGAUUCUCCCAAUAUGGAAUUCCUCUUUGGUUUGGAUAUGCUCCGUAAGCACCAGUGCAUAAUUGAUUUGAAAGACAAUGUCUUGAGAGUUGGUGGAGGAGAGGUUGCUGUACCGUUUUUGCAAGAAAAGGACAUCCCAAAUCGUUUAUUAGAUGAGGAGAAGCAAUUGAAGGAAGCUUCUAGUUCUGGACUUCAAGGUACUUCUGGAUCAGCGACACCACUCAGCGGUCAAUCCUCUGCUCAACCUGCAGGACCAGUUGGUGGCAUUUCUACACAGGGGGCCGAAUUUGAAGCAAAAGUUAGAAAGCUUAUUGAAUUAGGGUUCAGUAGAGAGGCAGUUAUACAAGCUUUGAAGUUUUUCGAUGGCAAUGAAGAACAAGCAGCAGGGUAUCUUUUUGGUGGCUAAACCUCAUAUCCACAUUAAUUUUUUAGCUAAUCAUGCAAUUACUAAAUCUUUUAUCCAACAAUAUCAAAUGUGUAUUUUGUAUUAUUAAUCUUAAUUUCCCAACUUUAAAUUGUACUUCAUAACAUUGAUUUUGCUGGUCAAUUGAGAAUGGUUCCAGUUUUAGACAUUUA